This is a messenger RNA of Phialemonium atrogriseum, 1499 nucleotides long. Its product is annotated as Formamidopyrimidine-DNA glycosylase N-terminal domain-containing protein. Gene Ontology annotation, cellular component: nucleus. The record is from RefSeq and is a predicted model, not a curated record. The transcript has 5 exons. Gene Ontology annotation, biological process: base-excision repair. Gene Ontology annotation, molecular function: damaged DNA binding; DNA N-glycosylase activity; DNA-(apurinic or apyrimidinic site) endonuclease activity. NCBI's taxonomy places the organism in Eukaryota, Fungi, Ascomycota, Sordariomycetes, Cephalothecales, Cephalothecaceae. The coding region runs from base 67 to 1254 and encodes 395 amino acids.
UGUGGAAACGGUCAUCAAGAGCCCCUUGCAUCCCAUCUCGACUGCCACCAUUUCCUAUUUGACAAAAUGCCUGAGAUUGCUGAAGUUGCCCGGGUCGUCCAUUUUCUCCGCCUUCACCUCGUUGGGAAGACGAUCAAGAAUGUUGUUGCUGCCGACGAUACCAUUAUCUUUGGCAAGGUUGGGACGACCGGCGCUGCGGUUGCUGCUGCGUUGACUGGCAAGAAGGUCAUAUCUGCUGGAUCUCAAGGGAAAUACUUCUGGCUUGAACUAGAUCAGGCCCCCCAUCCCGUCAUGCACCUUGGAAUGACUGGCUGGGUGCAUAUCAAGGGGCAACGUACUUCAUACACUAGCUAUUACAAGAAACAGAAAGCCGAGGAGGAAGGCCAAUGGCCACCGAGGUUCUGGAAGUUCCACUUGGAGACCGAAGCUCCAGCAGUCGAAGUUGCCUUCACAGAUCCUCGACGGCUUGGCCGAGUACGACUGGUUGAUUGUCCCGGAAAGGACAUCCGGAAAUAUUCUCCCUUGGUUGAGAACGGACCGGACCCAGUCGUAGACACUGACAUCUUCACGGAAGAGUUCCUACGGCAGAAGAUGAAGUCCCGACACGUCCCAAUCAAAGCCUUGCUCCUCGACCAGACCACCCUCAGCGGAAUUGGUAACUGGGUCGGUGACGAGGUCCUGUAUCAGGCCAAGCUUCACCCGGAGCAAUACUGUGACGAAUUCAACGACGCCCAGACCAAAAAGUUGUACGAGUCGAUCCGUUACGUAUGCCAGGUAUCGGUUGAUAAGCUUGGUGAUUCGGAAGAGUUUCCCAAGGACUGGAUGUUUCACUACCGAUGGGCCAAUCGGCCGUCGGCACCAACCAGUCACUUGCCAAAUGGAGAGAAGCUCGCGUUCCUCAAGGUGGGCGGGAGAACGAGCUGUUAUGCCCCAGGCGUCCAGAAGAAGAGUGGCCAUGUCGCGCCAGGAGUAAAGGAAGAGCCAAUCGUGUCCGAUAGCGAGGGCGAGGAGAAGAAGAGGAAGACGAAGAAGAACACCAAAUCGAAGGCGCGGCACGAGGUAAAGGAAGAGAAGUCGGAGGAUGAUGGUGAAGAGCAACAGCCCCGAAAGAAGAAAAGAAAGGCUGGAAAUCCCGUUACCAACAAGGCUCAGGCAACGGAGGCCAAGACGUCUAAGACGCCAGAUACUCUUCAACAGCCAAACGGCGGUGGGGGCGGAAGGCGGUCAGGGAGACUCAGCGGGAAGGCGGCUUGAGUCUCAACCAUUGUGAGAUUGCAAGAACGAGCGCGACAAGCAACUGCGAUCUAGCAUUCUAUGAUUCGCAGGUGUCAUCGGGCUGUGGGGGCAAGCAAGAAAGAUACCUUUGUGGGAGACACGGUCAAACCAUUGUCACUAUUUGGGCAGGGCUGUUGGAUGAUCUUUUUAUUGUAUGCCAAUAUCAUCAGAAUUGGUCAAAUGCAAGUUUAUGGUUCCGACUCGACGCCGGGUGGGAAGGUCCC